ACCUAAGAAGACCAAAAUUCGUUCCCGCGCUUGCUCUUCUAUAGUUACCGAAAAAGCAAGUGAGAGAAGAAACCAGAAAAACCGCAAAACGAAGCAAAAGAAAGAGAGAGAAGAUGUGUGGACGGUGCCGCUGCAGUAUACGGGCAGACGACGUUCCUAGGGCUUGCCAUAUUCGUAACACUUCCGUGCGCCAAGUUGAUGUUCAUCGGUACCGGCCAGCGAAUAAUGUCUCACCGGGUUCUUACAUGCUGGUACUUCGCCGUGAUAGUGGAGGAGACGAGGGUUACACUGCAGCUGUACAUUGUAUGAAGUGGGGGUUAAUUCCUAGCUUCACCAAGAAGGAUGAGAAACCUGAUUACUAUAAGAUGUUCAAUGCAAGGUCUGAAUCAAUUGGGGAAAAGGCCUCAUUUCGUCGGCUUAUUCCUAAAAAUCGGUGCCUUGUUGCUGUUGAAGGGUUUUAUGAAUGGAAGAAAGGUCCGAAGAAGCAGCCAUACUACAUACAUUUUAAUGAUGGCCGUCCUUUAGUGUUUGCUGGCCUCUAUGAUUCCUGGAAAAAUUCAGAAGGAGAAAUUAUCUAUACAUUUACCAUUGUAACUACUGAUUCAUCGUCAGCUCUAAAGUGGCUACAUGAUAGGAUGCCUGUUAUCCUGGGAGAUGAAGCCUCAACUGAUAUAUGGCUGAAUGGCUCUUCAGAUACCAAGUUCAAUUCAUUUCUUAAACCAUAUGAAAAGGCAGAUUUGGUCUGGUAUCCAGUGACCCAGGCAAUGAACAAGGCAUCAUUUGAUGGUCCUGAAUGCAUCAAGGAGAUACAAUUGAAAUCUGAGGAGCAGUCUAAUCCUAUCACGAAAUUUUUCUCCAAGAAAGGGACAAAUGAUGAUAAGGAAUCAGAUAAGUCCAUCAAGAGCUCAAUUAAGGAGUCUACCAAGAAUGAUCUGCCGAGCGAUGUUAAGGUGGAAGCUGAGGCGCAAUCAAGUUUGGAACUCUCUUCAUCCAGUGGAAGGACAUGCACUGAGACAAAGCCUGAUGUUUCCACUCUCUUUCCUGGCUCUGACUCUAAGGUUGAGGCGAAACGGGAUUAUGAUCGGUUUCUGACUGAUUCAAAGCCGAGCAGCAAUGAACUUGGUAAGAUAGCUCAGACUCCAAUAAAGAAGAGUAAAGUUAAGAGUGGAGCUGAGAAGCAGGCCACACUGAGCUCAUACUUUACUAAAAGCUAGUGGUUUAUGCUUCUGUAUUUCUGUUUGUAUGUUGUAAGUUGUGGCAUAUGUGCAUAUCACACUGCUUGCUGUGAGGAGUUGAGGACUGAGGAGUCCAUGAUCUCAGACAUGAGGGUUUUUAUUUCAUCUUCCUCCCAUGUCAUUUCGAAGUUCGAAGCUGUAUCCUGAUUCCUGUAAUUUUGUCUGAAUCUUUUUUUUUUUUUUUUUGGGAUCUUGUUUGGCUGUACAAUAUUGGUGGGUGAAAGAAAUGAUUUCUGAUUUUGUAUUAAUGUUUGGCAAGUAAUCUUUUGCUACUAAUACAUUCUAAAUUGGCUGCAAACUCAAUCGUUGUCUUUAAUCGAGUUAGGUAGCACAUACGUUUGUAAGUUUAGUAGUGCUCGAUGUCCGAGGUGUUUUUGUUGAAAGGAAAUGGAGCACAGGAAGGAAAAGUCCCACAUUGCUGCCAGAGCAGUUUCUUACUUUGUUUAUAUUGUGCAUGCUACAUGUAAGCAUUGUCUCUUCGGAGACAUCUGAUAAAAUUGGAACGAUACAGAGAAGAUUAGCAUGGCCCCUGCGCAAGGAUGACACGCACAAAUCGAGAAAUGGUCCAAAUUUUUUUAACUAAAAA
Beta vulgaris subsp. vulgaris (sugar beet) is the source of this 1821-nucleotide messenger RNA. RefSeq lists its product as uncharacterized. Gene Ontology annotation, biological process: DNA damage response. Lineage: Eukaryota; Viridiplantae; Streptophyta; Magnoliopsida; Caryophyllales; Amaranthaceae. Bases 114 to 1214 code for a protein of 366 amino acids. The transcript has 8 exons. Gene Ontology annotation, molecular function: single-stranded DNA binding. The record is from RefSeq and is a predicted model, not a curated record.